GACACUUUAAAUUUUUCUAAUGAUGAAACGUGUUGUCGUUCUUGGUUGUGGUGCUUGGGGUACUGCUACUGUUAAGCUUGUUGCUGACAACAUUAAAUCUUCAAAAGAAUUUCAUGAUGAAGUUUAUUGGUACGUAAGAGAUGAAGAUUACAAUGGUCGUAGCCUAACCACUUGGAUUAAUCAAGAACAUAUAAAUCCCAAGUACUUGCCAACGCUUGAUAUUCCUUCGAAUGUUUCCGCCUACUCUAAUAUUCAGAAAGUGGUCGAAGAAGCUGACAUUAUAUUAGUGUCUUAUCCAUCAUGCUACAUUCUAUGGUUGGUAGAAAAUGUGAAGAAGUUUAUCAAAGACGGUGCAUAUUUUGUCUCCUUUUGUAAGGGUCUCAUUCUGUGUCCCGAAGAAAACAGAAUUAAACUGGUAAGCGAUGUUAUUCGAGAACAAACUGGUAAAAGCUGCGUAGUCGUUAUCGGAGCUACAACAGCUGUUGAAGUGGCCAAGCAACAUUUCACUGAGGCAACUAUCGGCUCCAAGAAUCUUACAUAUGCGCAUGAAGUAAAAAGACUUCUACAGUCUGAUUACCUCAAGCUUGUUAUAACUCAAGAUGAUGUUGGCGUGGAAUUGUGUGGAGCAUUGAAGAAUGUCGUGGCAAUAGCUGCUGGAAUAUGUCACGGUUUAGAUUUAGGAGACAAUACUAAGGCUGCAGUAUUGCGUAUUGGGUUUUGGGAAGUAUCUGAGCUGAUGAAAGAGUUGUUCCCCGACAGAGGUACAAAUUAUUUAACAAUUGAACAAAGUUGUGGAAUAGCUGAAUUAUUUAUGUGUAUGUCAUAUAGAUCAGACGAAAUCCCAGAUAUUGGAGCAGAUUUAGAUACUUUGAACAUCACCUAUGGGAGAAGGCUUUCUUUAAGUGAUACAGUUAAGUCUUCAUUGCAUCCACUUUCCUCUAAAGAUCUGCACAGAAUAUUUGUAGACGGAGUGGAAUAUGCAAAACAGAUCUACAACAUAUUAGUUGCUAGACGCCGCACGACACAUUUCCCACUAUUUGUCACUGUGCAUCGUAUCUGUCAGAAUGAAAUCAAACCUCAAGGGCUGAUUACAUGUUUACAAUCUCAUCCAAUCCAUGCUUAAGCCUUCUGGGAUUAAAGAAUUUGCAGAGGCGACCUACGGGAAUACUUGUUUGUUGUAGUAUAUUAAUGUAACUUGAAUUUUAUGCUUAAAUAAUAUCCGCCUUUUUAAGACAAAACAGAUUACCUAUGGCUUCAUUUUGAUCAGCUGAUUUUUCCUUUGAGACUCAUUUUUUGUGUUCUGCUUUAGAAUGUAAAACUUCUAAUGAUUGUGUAAUUACGAGUAAUCGAACAGUAUUUUCACAC
Molecule: messenger RNA, 1365 nt
Organism: Trichobilharzia szidati
Lineage: Eukaryota; Metazoa; Platyhelminthes; Trematoda; Strigeidida; Schistosomatidae
Source: the annotation of a GenBank genome assembly